GGAGCUUCAUUGAGCGCGCAGCUGAAAGUCGGCUCUGAUUCCUGUACUGUUCUGUGUCUGAUUCUGAAUAAAGUUUGUUUAUGUGACAUUUCCCUGAAGCUACGAUGGGAUCCAGGACACUCAGCGGCGCAAAGAGGUUCACUGACGCUCUCUGGUCCAGUCAUGAGCAGAAAAACACUCCCUACCAGACUGAGGAAGACGUUCAGAUUACGAACAUGGACGGAGAAGAAAUCUCUCUAAUAAACAUGCUAACUAGUAACCAAACCGUCUACAUUUGUGAGAAAACGGUGCUCAAAAUUGAUUGUGAAUCUGAGCCACAGGCCACAGCAGAAACCUCAAACUGCUCUGAAAUCGGUGAUGAUGGUGAGACUGAAGCUGAACAACGUGAUGAAAGUCUUAGAACUGAGCCAGAUCCACAGCCGCUCAGUGUCAACCAAGCAAGACAGCUGCUGUCCUUCUAUACCCUCGCCCAGAACCCCAGUAUAUCUUUGGUGACUGAACGGCUGGCGCCUCUAUGGGUGCGUUGUGACAUGUCUGACCCAGCGGGCACCGCGUGGCUCGGAGCUGAGAUGGUUUACACCGGGAGCAAAGUCACAGGAGCCAAACUGUACAGUGUUACAUGCAAAGGUCCAACAGUGGACCACAGCCGUGUUAUGACUCUGGACGAGGUGAAACAGGAGCACAGGAAGAAGCACCACUCACCCUCAAUGACUCUGAAAGGCUCUGCCAGAUAUAACCUGUUUGGUUCUGUUACUGUUGAAAACACAAUUAUCGACUCCCAAAGCAGCGUCACUGUGGAUUUCAAAUGGAGUGACGUGGCGAGGAUUUUGGAAACUCCGCCCAUGUCCUCCACAGCAACACUGAACAUCAGAGUUUCCAGUGGAGACAUGAGGAGCCCCAUGUUUGAGAUGUUUAAGGAGCUCGAGUUUCUUCAGAGUCUUGCAGAUGGUUUAAGAACUGGAGAGAUUGAGUGGGUGGAGCCAAUAGAAACAACUCCAGCCGUCGAUCUGACCAGGGCACUUCUAGAAGAGCUUCAGAAUUCAACAAAAACUCAAGACCAGACAGUGAAACCGGCAGAGCCUGAGGAGACAGCCUCAUUCAUGUCUCUGCUGCAGAGAGGAGACCUCGACUUCAUUGAACAACUGUGGCUCCGACUCAGGAGGAGUGUGACUUCCUGUCAGGACAUCGGCAAUAGUUUGAAGCUUGUCAUCGAUGGUUUAAGAUAUGGAGAGAUCAAACCCUGGGUCCACAGGGACAGUAACAGCAGCCUCAGUAAACUCAUUCUGCAGUCGUACCACCAGAAGAUUGACCCUGUUUGUUUGACUGGACUCACUCCGGUCCAAAUGCUGCUGGAGAUGGGUCUGGACAAGAUGAGGAAGGACUACAUCAACUAUCUCAUCGGUGAAGAAUUAACAACCUUAAAUCAUUUGCACUAUUACCUAAGCACAGAGGUCAACAUCCAGGAGCAGAUCUCCAGACUGGAGAAACUGCACCACCUGCUGGAGAUACUGGGGACCUGCACCACAUUCCUGGGCCUGCCGUAUCAUCGCCUCUUUCUCCUCACACAAUCAUGUUUGCAGCAUUAUAAAACAAACCCAUAUGAUGGAAACCACACCUUUAAACUGCCCGUCCAGCCCGCGCUAAUCACUCACUUCUACCAGACGGAGCAUCCUGUUUUAUGGGGGGUUGAGGUUUGCAGUGGUCAUGGUCCUCGUGAGGUCAGGACUUUACUGCAGCUCAGUGACCAGCCACUCGUGGAUCAUGUCGUCUUUGACACAGAUUAUGGAAAUGAAACAGUGAAUGGAGACUCUGAGGAAUUGGCCUGUUUUUCCACACUGGUGUGUUGUAGUCUGGUCAAUUUUGUGUAAACUCUUUAUAAAUAUGUUUGUAUAUUUUUAAUGUCAUGGAUGUCAAGUAACGGCAAUUAGUCAUGUUUUUGCCACAGCAUUUUUAAUAAACAUUUUUAUAAAGCACUCAAGAUUAGCGUGCGAUGCUAGUCUGUUAACAAGCUGCAUUUAAAUCACUUCAAAUGAGACAUUUGAUCCCCCCAGAGCCUCUAGCUCCUCCUCUAGCUCCGCCGCCUCAACAGAAACAUGAGCAACACAGCACUGAUCAAAAUGGACAUAGUACAGACAGUGGGAACCACGAUCUCAGUGACCAUCUCCAUGUGGCUGGUCAGCGGGUCUGCAAACACAAAAGAGCUAGUCAGUGUAAUGUGAGUCUGAGGAGAAUCUCUGAAGCAAGCAGUGAGCACAGCGCUCAAAGGGUUAAUGUUUUUAUUUCAAACUUAUUUCUUACCAUGGAUAAGUCUUAGAAUAUUGGCAGCAGUGCUCCGCUGUUCCUCUAAUGAAAGAAGAAAAGGAGCAGUUUAACCCUUUGAGAACUGCAGCAACAAAACAACACAAUCAGUGUCUUCUGUUUAUUCUGUCUCACUCUGUUCUGUAUGAAUCUGUUUGUCUCUGUGUGUGUCUGUGUAUUGUUUGACUAAAGGCAGCUCACAGUUAAACUUU
Molecule: messenger RNA, 2510 nt
Organism: Periophthalmus magnuspinnatus
Lineage: Eukaryota; Metazoa; Chordata; Actinopteri; Gobiiformes; Gobiidae
Gene: zwilch
Product: zwilch kinetochore protein
Exons: 18
Coding region: 105-1868 (587 amino acids)
Biological process (GO): protein localization to kinetochore; mitotic spindle assembly checkpoint signaling
Cellular component (GO): RZZ complex
Source: RefSeq, a predicted model, not a curated record